GUACACUGUACCAUGUAUCGCACAGCCAACCAAACAGCAGCACUGACGCUUGAAGGUAUCAACGUGCUGGCAGCCAACGGUAUUGACGCUGGUCAUUUGGCAAUCGCUCAGCAGCUCAAGACUCCGGUGAUUCUACUCUACAGAUACCAUGGCCAAGAAGACGAAAGCUCCCGUUGCCGUGAAGCCUGCGUCCAGCAGCGACAGCUCGUCUGACUCCAGCAGUGACGAGGCGCCGCAGAAGGUUGUGGUGGCCAAGAAGGGAUCCAAGGCUGCCCCGAAGAAGCCCGUUGACUCGGACAGCUCGGAUUCGGACUCGAGCUCCGACGAGGAGGAGGCUCCGAAGAAGGUUGUGGCUAAGAAACCCGCUGCUAAGAAGGAGGAAUCGAGCUCGGAUUCGUCGGACUCGUCUUCGGAUGAGGAGGAGGCGCCUAAGAAGGUCACGCCUUCAAAGAAGGUCGUUGCUAAGAAGGAGAGCUCUGACUCGAGCUCUGAUUCGUCGUCGGACGAGGAGGAGGCUCCUAAGAAGGCUACCCCUACCAAAAAGGUCGCUGCUAAGAAGGAAGAGAGCUCCGACUCCUCGGACUCGUCUUCGGAUGAGGAGGAGACUACUAUUGUCUCCAAGAAGCGUAAGAACUCGGACGCCGGUGAGAAGUCCAACAAGGUGCAGAAGCAGGAGAACGGUGAUGCCGCUGCUGUGGCCAACCCGCAAAAGACCCUGGAGAUCUUCAUUGCAGGCCUGCCUUGGUCCGCUACCGAGGACGAGGUCAAGGAGCACUUCGCUGGCUGCGGCGAGGUGACUGCUGCUCGCAUUCCUCUGCAGAACGGCCGCUCUUCCGGUACCGCUUUCGUGACCUUCGCCACCCCCGAGGCUGCUGAGGCAGCUCUUGCCAUGGACGGACAGGACUUCGGUGGUCGUUGGAUGAAGAUCCGCACGGCUGAGAAAAAGAACAUGUUCGACGAGAAGCCGGACGGCUGCACCAGCAUCUUCAUUGGCAACCUUGCUUGGGAUGUGGACGAGAACACGGUGCGUGAGACUUUCGCUGAGUGCGGUGAGAUCACCAGCUGCCGUCUGGCUACGGACCGCGAGACCGGUGAGUUCCGCGGCUUCGGACACGUUGACUUCGCCACGACGGAGGCUGUCGACGAGGCUGUGAAGCUGGCUGGUUCGUACGUGAACGGCCGUGCCAUUCGUGUGAACUACGCCAAGUCUCGCGACAAUAACGGCGGCGGUGGUCGCGGUGGCUUCGGCGGACGUGGCGGUGGUCGUGGCGGACGUGGUGGACGUGGUGGUUUCGACGGCGGCCGUGGCGGAGGCCGAGGCUUUGGUGGACGUGGAGGCGGCCGGGGUCGCGGUGGAGGCCGUGGUGGACGUGGAGGACGUGGUGGCCGUGGCGACGGCCCGCCUAAGCGUCAGUCGUCGUCCAUCCAGAACUUCCAGGGUUCCAAGGUGACUUUCGACUAAUUUAAUGGGGACAACCUUCACGUAGGCCAAGGAUACACUGUCGUGUAUUGACUAGUUUUGCAUUGCUUUGAGCUUCAAUCGAUUCUGUUUACAUAGACUCAAAAACGUUUUGUUAGUGGCAUUCCAACUUUGAAUUCUACAGGUACGGCGUCGGUGAGGGCAAACUUGGCGU
This is a messenger RNA of Phytophthora nicotianae INRA-310, 1634 nucleotides long. RefSeq lists its product as hypothetical. Lineage: Eukaryota; Oomycota; Peronosporomycetes; Peronosporales; Peronosporaceae. The record is from RefSeq and is a predicted model, not a curated record. The transcript has 2 exons. Bases 149 to 1462 code for a protein of 437 amino acids. Gene Ontology annotation, molecular function: RNA binding.